Molecule: messenger RNA, 1094 nt
Organism: Vigna umbellata (rice bean)
Lineage: Eukaryota; Viridiplantae; Streptophyta; Magnoliopsida; Fabales; Fabaceae
Product: mannose-P-dolichol utilization defect 1 protein homolog 2
Source: RefSeq, a predicted model, not a curated record
AAGCAAAGGUAAAAGAAAAUAAAAAUGGUAAAAGAAUAACACUGAGCAACAAAAAGAAGAAAUACAUUUCUUCUUUGUUGACACUUGAUCGAACCUGAAAAUUCAGAAAGUGUAGUUUGAGUUUACAAUCGAUUCAGUCAAGGAGAAUUGUUUGGUGAAAGAAGCGUUUUCUUCAGAUCUCACAGGUGGAGAGCGAUGGAAUAUCUAGGGAUUGAUCUUAGCUGCGCCGUGGGAUCGCUCCGCCACGGCCACUUUCCGGAGAAGGAUUGCUUGCUCCCUCUCAUUUCCAAACUCCUCGGUUACGCCAUCGUCGCCGCCUCCACAACCGUCAAACUCCCUCAGAUUAUGAAAAUUCUGAAGCAUAAGAGUGUGAGGGGCCUUAGCAUGAUCUCCUUUGAGCUCGAAGUUAUCGGAUACACCAUCGCGUUGGCUUACUGUCUCCACAAAGGUCUUUCAUUCUCGGCUUACGGAGAGUUGCUGUUUCUUUUGAUCCAAGCUAUAAUAUUGGUUGCUGUAAUCUACUAUUACUCUCGACCUUUGAGUACAAUAACAUGCAUCCGGGCAUUGCUAUAUUCUGCUAUAGCACCCACUAUCUUUGCUGGUCAAAUUGAUCCUUUCCUCUUUGAAGCUCUGUAUGCAUCCCAGCAUGCAAUUUUUCUCUUUGCCAGGAUCCCACAAAUAUGGCAAAACUUUUCUAAUAAAAGUACUGGGGAACUCAGCUUCUUAACUUCUUUUAUGAAUUUUGCUGGUUCAAUGGUUAGAGUAUUCACAACUAUCCAAGAAAAUGCACCAAACAGUGUUCUCUUGGCUAUGCAAUUGGUGUCGCAACAAAUUUUACCAUCCUAAGUCAGAUAAUAUUAUACCAAAAACCCCAGGUCGAAAAGGAGAAGAAAACCAAGUAAUAGAACCGCAUCGAGUUGUGUAUAUCUUCAAUCUACUCAUCAAACGUCUUGUUUCAAGUUUAUACUGCUGAUAUAUUAAGGUAACCAUUAAUUCCAAAAGUAACAACUGAUUAUUAUCUUUUACUUUGGAUCCUGAGACACUCUUGCUUAAUUAUUUUAUCGUUAUUUAUCAAAGCUAAAAUUUAAAGGAUA